Molecule: messenger RNA, 5051 nt
Organism: Chelonoidis abingdonii (Abingdon island giant tortoise)
Lineage: Eukaryota; Metazoa; Chordata; Testudines; Testudinidae
Gene: OGFRL1
Product: opioid growth factor receptor like 1
Cellular component (GO): membrane
Molecular function (GO): opioid growth factor receptor activity
Source: RefSeq, a predicted model, not a curated record
GGCGCAGGCAGCCCCGGCUACCGCCUUUGCCUUGCUCUCGCUCGCCUCCUGCCUGGGCUCCCGCCUCCUCCCCGCCUGCGGCCUCUCCGCACCGACAUGCCCCAGCCGCAGCAGCUGCAGCUCUAGCCCGCCUGCGGCCCCCCCCCGGCUCUCCGCGUCCUCCCGGAGGAGGCGAAGGCGCUCGGCUCGGGGGCUGCCAUCGCGCCUCCCUGUCCCCGAUGGGCAGCCUGCUGAGCGGGGUCAGCGUCAAGGAGCCCGCCACGGUGGAGGACUGCGACUCCACCUGGGAGACGGACUCCGAGCCCGAGCUGCAGGACCCAGGCGGGGACCAGCAGCAGCAGGAGGCGCUCGGCGGGGAUGAUCCAGCCCCGGAGCCGCCGGCCCGGCUCCCUGCCGCAAGCGCCCGGCCCGAGGAGACCCAGCAGGAAGGGGAAGAGGUGGAAGGGGGCCGAGAAGCAGCAGCAGCAGCCCCCGGCCCUGAGCAGAGUGAUGAUGCAACUGAGCUGACAGCGAAACCAAAGAGGAGCUUUUAUGCUGCAAGAGACUUGUACAAGUAUCGACACCAAUAUCCACAGAACUUUAAAGAUCUCCGGUAUCAAAAUGACUUGUGCAAUCUCCGAUUUUAUAAGAAUAAAAUUCCCUUUAAACCUGAUGGAGUUUACAUUGAAGAAGUCCUGAAUAAAUGGAAGGGAGACUAUGAAAAAUUGGAACAUAAUCACACUUAUAUACAGUGGCUUUUUCCACUUAGAGAACAAGGUUUGAAUUUCUAUGCUAAAGAAUUAACUGCAUAUGAAAUAGAGGAAUUCAAGAAAACAAAAGAAGCAAUUAGAAGAUUCCUGUUGGCUUAUAAAAUGAUGUUGGAGUUUUUUGGAAUAAAACUAAUUGAUAAAACAGGAAAUGUAGCUCGAGCUGCUAACUGGCAAGAAAGAUUUCAACAUUUGAAUGAGUCCCAACACAACUACUUAAGAAUCACUCGCAUUCUGAAAAGUCUUGGUGAGCUUGGAUAUGAGAGUUUCAAAUCUCCGCUUGUAAAAUUUAUUCUCCAUGAAGCUCUUGUGGAAGACACAAUUCCCAACAUUAAGCAAAGUGCUUUGGAAUAUUUUGUAUAUACCAUUAGAGACCGAAGAGAAAGGAGACAGCUCCUGCGAUUUGCUCAACAACAUUACACACCUUCAGAGCAUUUCAUCUGGGGACCACCAAGAAAACAGAAGUUGGAGGGAAACAAAACAGGUAAAAAGCCAACAUCCCCAGUUUCUUCUCACAGUAGUUACAUUUCUAAACAUAAGAAAUGGAGAGAUUCCAAGAAUACAUCCAUAACUAGCAGCUCCACUAGCAAAACAGCUGAAGAAAAAAAGGUAGAACUCACAAAAAAUGGAGAAAAAAACAACCAGUGUGGAACAGAAACCAACUGUGAAGCUGCUAAGCAGAGCAACAGUGAAAAGAACAGUGAUACUGAAAGUCAAAAUUCCAAAUCAGAGGAAGCUCUCAGUUUGUCAGACAAAAAGGAGAACAUUUCUCAUUCCAAAAAUGAUAAGGGAAAAGAUGGGGAAAAUCUGAACCAAGAUUGUGGAAAUCCAACAGUUACAGAGACAGAGCCAUGUGACAGUGAGAACUGUUCAAAUAAUGUAUCAGCAGAUGUGCAAGACAGCCUAGGUCAGGAUAAACCUCCAGUGGAAUCCACCAUAAAGAACAAAGAUGAGAUAAAAUCAUGAGUCCAAAUUUAAAACUAGAUAUGUUUCAUACUGAAUGAAACAAAUAAUUCAUUGUUCUUUCAUUUUGGAUAUUCACAUCUAGUGUAAUGUAAGGAAGAUCAUGGGACCAGGCUGGAUAUGAAAGCAUCAGAUUAAGCUUUUCAGGGGUUGAUUUUUUUUUAUUUUAUUUUAUUUUAACUCAGUUUAAAGGGCACAAUCCAAAAUGGUUUAAAAAUAUGUGUAUACUAAUUGAAACAACUAUAUAGGAUUAAAUUCUGUACAUUCCCUUUAGAUUGCUGUCUAGGUAGAAAGGAAUGCAAUUAAUUUCUUAUCAGUUUGUUCAUCUGUUGUUUAAAAAAUUAGAAUAUUAGAAUUUUGGUGUUUUAAGAUUUACAGGAAAAGACUGCAAUAUCGAUUGCCUUUUUCAGUAUUCUGCAAAUUACUUUUAAGGGUGCAGGCAUGCCAGUGUUUGAGGUCAGUGGAAGUCCCGCAUGAUAUCCAAGGGCAAAAUUAGGUACAAAGGCUUUAAUCUCAAAUGAGCAACUUUGGCUGAGACUUUCUGAACUGGAUAUCAAAAUGUUUCAUUUUGUGAAUAUCAUUCUAAAUUAAGUAGAAGUAUAACUCAUGAUUAAACUGUACAAAAUCUUAAUAUGUAUAGUCCUGGUCACAGUUGCAGGGUGAGCUGUGCUUUAGAUCUCUUUCAAUCUCUCUCCAGUGUGUCCCUCUGGUGACAGGUUUUGCUUCUCCCAUCUAUUGUAUAAAACAGAAAAGAAAUCUUGUUCUGAAUUUUCAGUUGAUGGGCUCAGGAUUGUGGGGAUGUGAAUCCAAAAAGCUUAUAGUUGCAGAAAUAUGUUCUGUCAUUGUGACACUACUUGCACAUGCAAUAAUGACCAUCCAUCCAUAUUUAGACACUUAAAAUAAAAAUGGCCUGAUUUUUACAGAAGUGCUGAGAACCUGAGAAAUAUCUCUGAAAAAACAGUCAAAAAUUUAGGUGCUUAUAUACAUAUUUAACUGCCUAAUUAAAAGCACCUAAGAUUGAGCAUUUUGGUCAGGUCUCAUAAAGAUGAAAUGCAAUGAGAUAUUAAUUUCCCGCAAAGUGUCAUGCUACAGAAAAACUAAUGCCUAAUAGCAUUCCUGGUUUCCAUAAUUUUUGUUUUGUAACUUCACCAUUUAAACAAUUCCUACAUGGGCACUUCAACAUUUAACUAAUAAAUGCCAUUAUAUGUAAAAUAUUAUGGUAUGUCAUAAUUUUCCUGAAGGUAGGUGAUAAUAGUAAAUAUUACAGUUGUGGUGUACAUAAUACACCUUAAGCAGAGGAAAAUUCCUUGUUUCAAUUUUUGUAAAAAUUCCAGUUCUUUCAUGUUGUGACAGUAGACCACUAUUUAUAAGGAUGUUUUUGCCUCAAAGAAGCAUUUUAAUAUCUAGCUUUAGUCUAUGGAUAUGCUAUGGAAGAACAUCAAAAUUUGUCCCCAUAUUUCGGAAGUGGUUAAAGAAUAAUUCAGCUCAAGCCCCAGUCCUGCAAUGUGGAGCCUCCUUGAAGUCAGUGGGGAUUGAAGUGGAUACAGGGGUCCACCUGCAUGCAUCUGCAUUUCAUUGAAAGAUCGGGGCCUUAGGGCUUGCCUAUUUAGAGACUUAAUUCUGCAGUGCAGACGUAUCUUACGUUGACCUAAGUUAUGUUGAUGUACAGCCACCUCAGUAAUUAAAUCGCUUUUGCAUGUCCACACUAUGCUCCUUGUGUCGGCAGCGUGCAUCCUCGCCAAGAGAACUUGCACUCAUUUAACUGUCAGUGUGGGGCAUCGUGGGACAGCUUCUGAAAGGCAACAACUGUCGAUGUAAGCAACUCUACACUACACUGACGCUGCAUCGACAUAACUACAUCAACCUAAGCACUACCCCUCUUGCAAGUAGUGUGCCAAUUAUGUCUAUGGGAGUAACAUUUUAGUGUAGACACUUACAGUUAGGUCAAUGUACAGCUGUCUUGCAUCAGUCUAACUAUGUAACGUAGACCAGGGUGUAAAUCUGCUGUGUGUUAAGUUGCCAUGUGGAUCUUGCUGCCAUUCACUAAAAGUUCCAUAGUGGACUUUACUUCUGCUGUUUCAAAUAUGUGCUUUCCAUUCACACUACGGCUUGCCAUGUAUUAAGUCUCUGUGUGCAUAAGCCCGUAGUCUGUAAAAGCACCUGCCAGAACUUGCAUACAUGAUUUUUAACACUUGGAUUUGGUUGGUUUGCAGGAUUAAAGGGCAAUUCAUGUUGAAAUUAUUGAAAAUGAUUGUGUAUUCAUAAAUGUAAGUAGUUAGUUAUUCACCAGUUAUUUCAAAAUCCAAACCAACCAUAAAUUUUAUCAAAAAAAAUGGAGUCCUUGUGGCACCUUAGAGACUAACAAAUUCAUUUGGGCACAAGGACUCCUCGGGUUUUUUUGCUGAUACAGACUAACACGGCUACCACUGAAACCUGUCACCAUAAAAUUUACAGGUUAUUGAACUUGUUUAGUCUUAAAUGUUUGGGACUUUUUUGUGUGCUUAGUACAGUAACUUGCUUCUGCCCAGUAUUAAGGGGAGUUUGAUCAGCUCAUGUGUAGAUUAAAGCAUCUUUCUCAUUUAGGGGUUUAUUUUCUAUUAAAUAGAUAUGUUUAACUCUUAAUAAUGUAACUAGGAAUUAUAUGUAUACAUAGGUGGGAAUUUGAUUUAUACCACAGUAUUUUAUUCUAAUAUCAUAUGAAGGGGCAUACCAGUAUGUAACGUGACUAACUUUCUACUGGGUACACAUGCGCAAGUAUAGUAGUUUAUUUUACAAGUUCUGCAGAUAUGCUUCUCUUUGUAUCUGAAAUUGGAGUUACAGCUCACCUCCCCACCACCCUGAGCCUAAUCCUGCCUCAAUAUGUGAAAACCCUUUGACACAGAAUAUAUGAAAUCUUCUACCCAGUAAACAACAAAUGCAGCAAUAAAUGUGCACAUGUCUAGGAGCAAAACAGUGUCGAUAUUUCUGGUAAUUAACAAACUUAUCCUCAAGGCUGCUGAGUACUCGCAACUCCCCACUGAAGCCGCUGAGGGUUAGGCUUGCUCAGUUCCUCUCAGGAUCAGACUCUUAAAGUUCCAAGGAUCCUAUGUACUAGGUGUUUGUAUGAUAUUAAUUUAUAUUUCAUGUUACCUAGAUAUAAUCCUGCUUGAAUCAUUAUUCUAGGGUAAUUCUGAUAAUGUACAGUUGCAUAUACCUGUACCGUAAACAGAAAGUUUACAUCUGCGAUAUAGUUUUGAUGGAUGAUCCACUAAGAUAAGUCAAAUGAGUUAUAAUAGAUUUAAAUGGAAAAUGAGUCUUGUUUCUUAUAAAAUAAAGUUUAUUUAUAUCUGCUUAACUAAAUUA